UAUAAAAAUUUGUCGCUUUCGAUAUACUAACAUUGAGAUCGGUCCAUAAAGUCAAUUACAGUAAGCUAGCAUUCCAAAUACUUUAUAACAUAAUUAAGCAUUAUUUUUUCCAUUUCGCGAUGAAUGGCGUGUAUUACUGAACCUUUCGUAUCACAGCGUAACAGCCCUGGAUAUUAGUGAUGUAUCAAGGAGGAAGUUUGAAAGUUCUAAAGCUUGAAUGCUCUUUCCAAAAUAACGCAUGGGGGAAAUUAGGCAGUGAAAGCAUGGUAGUUCGACUUGUAAAAUCUGCAGAUGAUAGUUUUAAUAUUGAUGAAAAUGAACACUAUGCGGAGCUAUGGAUGGGGACGCACCCAACCUGUCCAUCUGUUUGUUAUUAUAACGGUGAACGAAAAGAAUCUCUAGAACAUUGGCUGAGACUUAAUCCUAGUGCUUUUGGGUCGGAGAUGGACCAACAUAGUGAUGGACAGUUACCUUUUCUAAUGAAAGUGCUUUCAAUACGGAAUACUCUUGCAAUACAAAUACAUCCAGACAAGGUUUCAGCACAGAAGUUACACCAGGAGAGACCAGACAUCUACAAGGAUCCAAAUCAUAAACCAGAAAUGGCCAUAGCUCUAACUCCAUUCAAAGCGAUGUGUGGAUUCAGACCAAUUCAAGAAGUAGCAAAAUUCACAAAAAUAAAAGCCUUCAGAAGAUUAAUUGGAAGCAACAAUGCCCUGAAGUUAUCCAAGGUCAGUCAGACCGAUGACCACGUGCUACACAACCAGGCUAUGAAGGACUGUUUUACUGCUCUCAUGAAUCAAGACAAACAUAUGGUACAAAAUCAGAUUGGUAUACUUUUAAAAACCAUCCAGGACAAAGAAUUAUCUGGACAGAAUGUGCAAUAUUAUAUUCCUGACAUCAUCAAUAAGAUAAACACAGAAUACCCAGGCGAUGUUGGAAUAUUCGCCAUUUACUUCCUAAAUAUUGUAGAUUUACAACCGGGAGAAGCAAUAUUCAUUGAUGCUAAUAUACCUCAUGCUUACAUAUAUGGUGAUUGCUUAGAGUGUAUGGCAUGUUCACACAAUGUAAUCAGAGCUGGAUUGACCUUCAAGUAUCGAGAUGUUAAUACUUUCUGUAAUACUGUUAACUAUACCGGGCGAUCUGCUGAGGAUAUGAAACUACCGUCUAAUCAAAUACAAUUAGAAAUUGGAAUAUCUGAAACAAAAUUUCAACCGCAUGUUCCUGAUUUUGCUGUUUCGGUUAUAAAGAUAUUAUCGGGAAAUAAAACUGUUCAUCUUACUGCUAUUGACAGUGCAAGCAUAUGUUUGGUAUAUACCGGCGAAGGUCAGGCAUCCAGCAGUUCAUUAACCGAACCCAUAAAACUGAAGACGGGAAUAGUUUUUUUCAUUGCUGCUUGUCAUACAGUCAGCGUUGAUGUACAGUCAAACGACAUGACGAUAUUCAGAGCUUGUUAUAACACUUCAGAAACGUUUUCAAAAGUCGCCAGUGCCUUCUGAACGGAAGUGUGAAUAAUUACAUUUUAGAAAAUGUAAUUUUUGUUUUGAGUUAAAA
Molecule: messenger RNA, 1551 nt
Organism: Mytilus trossulus (common blue mussel)
Lineage: Eukaryota; Metazoa; Mollusca; Bivalvia; Mytilida; Mytilidae
Product: mannose-6-phosphate isomerase-like
Exons: 8
Coding region: 180-1496 (438 amino acids)
Biological process (GO): carbohydrate metabolic process; GDP-mannose biosynthetic process
Cellular component (GO): cytosol
Molecular function (GO): zinc ion binding; mannose-6-phosphate isomerase activity
Source: RefSeq, a predicted model, not a curated record